AUGGAAGAACAUCAACUAGAAACAAUGCUUUCUAUUGAAAGAAUAUGUUAUUCAACAAAAUUUAUUAAAUCUCAUCCAGACCGAAGAAUUAUUGCACUUGGUCUUCAUAAAUUAAGUGAUGAUGAAAAAAUGUCAGAUGAUGUCUUUGCAUUAACAAUGAAUAUAUUUGAUAGAUUUAUUUUAAAAUAUUCCGCAAUAAUGAAUGCUCAUUAUUGUCAAUUAAUUGCUUUAUCAUGUUAUAAUUUAGCUAAAAAACUUCGUAGUAAUAUUUCAAUUAAUAAUGAAAAUGAACAAACAUCAUUAAUACUUUUAAAUCAAAAUUACACCGAUGAAGAAAUAUUUGAUGCAGAGCAACUUAUUGUCGAAACAUUAGACUGGGAUCUAUCAACUGUCGUUCCACAUGAUUAUAUUCAUUUAAUAUUUCAAUAUAUUCCAUUAACUGAAAAUGAUAAAGCUAAAAUUCGUUUACAUGUCAAUACUCUUCUAUCAAUUACAAUAUGUGAAUUGAAUACAUUAACAAUAUUUCCGAGUAUAUUAUGUUGUGCAUCUAUCAGAGUAGCAAUAAAUGGACUUUCGAUAAUUGAUAUUCAUUACAAUGAUGAAUUAAUAAUGAAAACUAUUCAUUGUACUAAUCAGGAACUUAUUAAAAUUCAACAAAUAAUUGAACAAAUAUUUCAAUCAUAUGUACCGAAAAAGGUUCCAGCGACAAAACGUCCUUGUUUAGCACAGAUUAAUACAAGCAAUAAGACACAUUCAUCAAGCCCGCGUGUUAAAUAA
Molecule: messenger RNA, 777 nt
Organism: Adineta steineri
Lineage: Eukaryota; Metazoa; Rotifera; Eurotatoria; Adinetida; Adinetidae
Source: the annotation of a GenBank genome assembly